Messenger RNA from Prunus dulcis (almond), 4316 nucleotides. Its product is annotated as probable LRR receptor-like serine/threonine-protein kinase At3g47570. Lineage: Eukaryota; Viridiplantae; Streptophyta; Magnoliopsida; Rosales; Rosaceae. Gene Ontology annotation, biological process: protein phosphorylation. Gene Ontology annotation, molecular function: protein binding; ATP binding; protein kinase activity. The coding region runs from base 567 to 3719 and encodes 1050 amino acids. Gene Ontology annotation, cellular component: plasma membrane. The record is from RefSeq and is a predicted model, not a curated record. The transcript is spliced from 3 exons.
AAGUAUGAAUUGCUUCCCAACUAUUUAAAAAUCUAAUGUCCUCAAUGAAAUUAAAUAAGUAAAUUACAUUAUUGUUCUAAAUCACUGUAAUCAAUUUCUCCCAUUGAUAUGCAUUGUAGGCUUAGUUUGCAUGUAAUUCCAAAACGUUGAGGACUUUUUUUUUUCCCUCAACUUCUUCACAUUUGCCUAGGAUUGAGCUUCUUCAUGAAGUGUAGGAUCAGGAGGUCGCUUUCGUUUUUGACCUUCUUCAGUUUAAACGCGUCUUGGGUUUGAAUGUUGACUUUAGUUUCUGGUCGGUUUGUCUUCCAAUGUCGACUUCAUCAUUGUUUGAAAUGCGUCUGGUCCCAGCGGGAGCUACGGAUUAAUUUGAACCUCAAAACUCCUUGCCAAACAAGGCGGGAGCUGACUUUUUUGGUCCCACCGUUGCAGUGUUACUGGCUCAAAUUCUUGGUGACCAUGCAAAUUGCAAUCAAGAUAUUUUCAAUGUGAUAAGAUUUCUUCUUUUAAAUGCAUUGGGGGUAAAUGAAUGAUACUUGGUUUUUGAGCUGCUCUCUCUUAAGAAACAGAUGGAGCAUUCACGUAGUUCUCAUGGUAGGCUGAUUUUGUUUAAAUUCUAUCAUGGGUUCAUUCUAAUUUUGUGCAUGAGCACAGCUCUGGAAUCUGCAACACUGCCCAGCACUAGUUUCGGAAACGGAACUGAUCGUCUGGCUCUGCUAGAUUUCAAGAAAGGAAUCACUAGUGAUCCUCUCCAUGUCAUGAGCUCCUGGAAUGAUUCCAUCAACUUCUGCAGCUGGAUUGGCGUUACGUGUAACCAUUCCACAAAAAGAGUCUUGAGUUUGAACCUGGAAGCUCAGAACUUGGCAGGCUCCAUACCACUUUCUAUAGGAAAUCUUACUCAUUUGACCUGGAUCAACCUGGGAAUCAACAGCUUUCAUGGCCAAAUUCCUCAAGAAAUGGGUCGUCUACGGAGCCUGCAAUAUCUCAAUAUGUCUUACAAUUCUUUUGGUGGGAAUAUUCCAACUAAUAUAUCUCACUGUACACAACUAAGUGUGCUGGAUCUUUUUUCCAAUGAGAUUAUUGGGGUUAUUCCGGACCAACUCAGUUCAUUGUUGAAUUUAAAUCAUCUAUGGCUUUCUCUUAACAAUCUCACUGGAACCAUCCCAGGUUGGAUAGGAAACUUUUCAUCUUUGAAUAGUCUUCGUCUUUCUCACAACAAUUUUCAAGGAAGCAUACCCAAUGAGCUCGGUCGUCUAACAGCCUUGGGGAGAUUCGUACUUCCAGGGAAUCACUUGUCUGGUAAGGUUCCUGCUUCAAUCUAUAACAUAUCUUCCAUAUACGUUUUCAGUGUUGUUGGAAACCAGCUGCAGGGAGAGCUACCACCAAAUGUUGGUAUUACUCUUCCCAAUCUUGAACUAUUUCUCGGUGGUCGCAACAGAUUCACAGGAAAUAUUCCUGCCUCGUUGUCAAAUGCUUCUAGACUUCGGAGUAUUGAUUUUGGUCAAAAUGGUCUCACUGGAACUAUUCCUGCUGAAAGUCUUGGAAGCUUGCAAAGCUUAGUUAGGCUAAACUUUCGUCGUAAUAGAUUGGGAAGUGGGAAAACUGGUGACUUGAAUUUCCUUAGCUUCUUGGCUAAUUGUACUAGUCUGGAGGUGUUGGGUCUUUCCAGAAAUCAAUUUGGAGGUGAGCUGCCAGGAUCUAUAGCCAACCUUUCAACCCAACUCAAACAUCUUACUAUAGGGGGCAAUCUGAUACAUGGAAGCAUCCCUACUGACAUUGGAAAUCUCUUAAGCUUGAACACUCUGGAAGUGGAACAUAACUAUUUGGGUGGGAGUGUCCCUGAUGGAAUUGGGAAGCUUCAGAAAUUAGGGAGACUGGUUUUGAAUGUUAACAACUUUUCUGGGCCAAUCCCAUCCUCCUUAGGUAACUUGACUUCAUUGACACAGCUCUUCAUGGAGGAUAAUAGGUUUGAAGGAAGUAUACCUCCAAGUCUUGGAAAUUGCCAAAAUCUACUGAUACUCAAUCUUUCUAGUAACAACCUAACUGGUACCAUACCUAAAGAGCUUAUUGGGCUUUCAUCCCUUUCAAUUUCUUUAACCAUUUCUAACAAUUCAUUGACUGGUCCACUACCAUCUGAAGUGGGUGAUUUAAUACAUCUGGCAGAGCUAGAUGUAUCCGGAAACAAGUUAUUUGGUGAGAUCCCUACAACCCUUGGCAGUUGUAUAAUGUUGGAGCGUCUGCAUUUGGAAGGUAAUGAAUUUCAAGGAACAAUUCCUCAAUCUCUUCAAAAUUUAUCAAGCUUGGAAGAAAUAGAUCUUUCACGCAAUAAUUUGUCUGGGCAGAUUCCUGAAUUUCUAGGCAAGCUUAGUUUUCUUAAGUGUCUCAAUCUUUCUCAUAAUGAUUUUGUGGGUGAAAUUCCUAAAGAUGGGAUCUUUUCAAAUGCAAGUAGUUUCUCAGUUCUUAGAAAUGACAAGCUCUGCGGUGGCAUACCAGAAUUACUUCUGCAUGCAUGCUCCGACAAAAAGCCCCAUUCAUCUCGAGGAGUACUUGUCCCAAAAGUAGGUAUCCCUCUAGCAUGUGCACUUGCGUUCAUAGUUGCUCUAUCAUGCUUCAUUGUUGCUUGUUCAAUGAUGAAAAAGUCAAGAGGUAGACCUUUGACUUCACGUUCUUAUAAGGAUUGGAGAUUAGGUGUCUCUUACUCAGAACUGGUUGAAUCAACUGACGGGUUCUCUGUGGACAAUCUGAUUGGUUCGGGCAGUUUUGGUUCUGUUUACAAAGGAGUUCUCCCUGGUGAUGGAACGGUAGUUGCUGUUAAGGUAUUAAACCUUCAACAAGAAGGAGCUUCCAAGAGUUUCAUUGAUGAAUGCAAAGCUUUAAAAAGUAUAAGACAUCGUAAUCUUCUCAAGAUCAUAACUGCUUGCUCAACCAUUGAUUAUCAGGGUAACGACUUCAAAAGUCUAGUUGUUGAGUUCAUGAAAAAUGGAAGUCUAGACACGUGGCUGCAUCCAAGAGAUGAUGGGCAAUCUCAAAGCAACAGAUUGACCCUUAUCCAAAGACUCAAUAUUGCCAUUGAUGUUGCGUCUGCAUUAGAUUAUCUGCACUAUCGUUGCGAAACCUUCAUUGUUCAUUGUGAUCUAAAACCAAGCAAUGUUCUUCUUGAUGAAGAUAUGGUAGCCCAUGUUGGUGACUUUGGUUUAGCAAGCUUCCUCUUGGAAAGACCAAAUAAUUCCCCUGGAAGUCGAACAAUGUCAGCUGGUCUAAAGGGUUCGAUAGGCUACAUUCCCCCAGAGUAUGGCAUGGGAGGGAAAGUUUCCAUCCUCGGAGAUAUUUAUAGCUAUGGAAUACUGUUGCUAGAAAUGUUCACCGGAAAAAGACCUACAAGUGACACGCUCAAAGAUGGUCUAACCAUUCACCAAAUCACAGCCAUGGCAAUGCCUGACUGUGCUAUGGACAUAGUUGACCCUUCAUUGAUCAUAGAAAGAGAUGACUCGGGUUCUGAUGAUGAUAGAUAUGUUAAUGACAUACAAGAAAGACAAAUUACAAGAUAUCAGGAUUGCAGCACAGUUGAAGGAAGAAGAUUGGAGGAAUGUUUGGUUUCAGUGAUGCAGAUAGGGCUCUCAUGCUCUGCAAUAUCCCCAGCAGAGCGAAUGCCUAUGAAUGUUGUUGUCAACAAAAUGAGUGGAAUUAGAGACUCAUAUCUGAACGUAAGAAGAAGAAGCUAGCAAUAUACAAGAUAGGGCUAGGACGAACAGAAACAUCUAUGUUUAGCGGUUAUUGUUGGAGUCCCACCUUGUUGAAUGACUAGAAUAACACUGGAAAAUCGUCAUGAGCAUUGAGCACCACUGGAAUAUUAUGCAAGCCUACCAGGAGCAGGUUUGUUUUGAGAUUGAGGAAUCAUUUUAUUUGGUUAGGGCGGAGUUUAGCUGCUGGAAAUCUAAAAAACUCAUCUAAUAACAUAAAAUUAUGAGUUUAGCUGUUUUGAGAUUCAUAAUCAUUAGAAAUCUUAUUAGAAUCUUAUUAGAAUCUUAUUCAUAAUCAUAAAAUUAUGAGUUUAGCUGUUUACUCAAAGAAAUUGGUAAAUGUCUAAGAAAUUACUCAAAGGAAAAUUGCUUAGUGAAGCGAGUCACAGUAUCUGUUACACUCUGGAGAAAAUAAAUAUCUUUAGUCACGUGAGAAGACCAUUAAUGUGAAAACUUGACUCUAAAUUUCCUGCUAGACACGGUGGGAGCUUGACUCUAAUUUGGUCUUCAACAUUCUUUUCUAUAUAUGAGUAUAGUAGGGUUUCUUCUUUCUUAUGCAUGCAUUUGUGUAAACAAAAC